CUCUGACAAUUCUAAUACUUCCAGACUAUCACUGGCCAGCUUUUACUACUGAGUGCUUUCAAACAUUGGAUACUGAACUCUUAAUGUACUGACUGUUGGCACACUGAUCAGAUUAGAUCUUUAUAGAUAUGGUACCAAUAUCUUUCAAGAAACACUGGAUGACAUUUAAUGUUGGGUUCUUUGUUGGAAUUCUCAUGAUUUCCUUUUUAAAUCAUGCUAUUUUGGAAAAUAGACGCCAUAUACCAAAAGUUAUUCGCACAUGGAAACAGGUCAAACCUGCACAAUUUCAACAUGUUCCUGACUUUUCUCAUACUCGUCAUACUGCUAAUACCAGUGUAACUGAUGAUCUUUUCCAUAAGGUCAGAGUACUUUGUUGGAUCAUGACUGGGCCAAAUAACCUAGAGACCAAAGCUAUACACGUUAAGCACUCAUGGACACGUCAUUGUAAUGUGGUCCUAUUUAUGAGCUCUUUUAACAAUGAGAAAUUCCCAACAGUUGGUUUGGGCACCAAAGAAGGUCGGGACCAGCUUUACUGGAAGACAAUCCGUGCCUUCCACUAUGUACACAAGCACCAUUUCGACCAGGCUGAUUGGUUCUUAAAAGCAGAUGAUGACACAUACGUAGUAAUGGACAAUUUACGUUGGAUGUUGUCAAAAUACAAUACUAACCAGUCAAUCUACUUUGGUAAACAUUUCAAACCCUUUGUCAGACAGGGUUACAUGAGUGGAGGAGCUGGUUAUGUACUCAGCAAAGAAGCUGUCAAAAAAUUUGUAGAUGGAUUUCGCACUGGGGUCUGUAAGCACACAACCCAUGUGGAGGAUGUGGCUCUAGGUCAGUGCAUGGAGAAAAUGGGAGUUAUACCCGGGGACUCCCGGGACACUAUAAACAGAGAGACCUUCCAUCCAUUUUCACCUGAACAUCAUCUCACUUAUCAAUUUAGUAAGAAUGACUGGCUCUGGAGCUACAACUUAUAUCCUAUUGUUAAGGGUCCGCAAUGCUGCUCUGACCUGGCCAUAUCCUUUCACUAUGUUGAUCCUCUUGUCAUGCAUAUGCUAGAAUAUUUCACCUACCAUCUCCGACCUUAUGGAUAUAAAUAUCGCUACCAACCAACGUUAUCCUUUAAUGAACAAGAAAAGGAUACUUUUACUAAGGAGAAACAUGUGAAUCCUAAUGGAACCUCGUCAGUUAUUAAAAAGUAGAACAUUUUAGUUUUCAUUUUCAUAUCAGACUUUAAUUAUAUGAGAAAAUAAUUUCCUGGAGCUCUUCUUCACUGUACCUUAGGGCAUCAUGAAAUUUUGUAUUGUAAACAAAGUACUUUUUUGACUUCACAUUCUGGGUGUUUGAAGACUAUCGGACAUUUUGCGAUUAUGAAUAUGUAUUAUGGAUAUGUAUGAGCCAAGCAAAUACGUGAAUUAAUGUAUUUAGAACGAAGACUUGCUGGAGAACAAAUAGAGUCAGCUGGCCAUUAUGUAUACAUAUAGAGAGAAGUAUGACAAUAGUUAUUUCGUCUUCUUUAACUAACCCACUCACCCACUUUGAAAAUGUUGGUCUCAACCAGAGAAGCUCAAGAGGCUAAUGUUUAGUUAUAAUUGAGUUGUAAUUUCUUAAUAGCUGAAGAGCCUAUUUGUCCUAUAUGAUAUGGACUAAAU
Molecule: messenger RNA, 1649 nt
Organism: Pelobates fuscus (common spadefoot toad)
Lineage: Eukaryota; Metazoa; Chordata; Amphibia; Anura; Pelobatidae
Product: glycoprotein-N-acetylgalactosamine 3-beta-galactosyltransferase 1-like
Exons: 5
Coding region: 129-1199 (356 amino acids)
Cellular component (GO): membrane
Molecular function (GO): N-acetylgalactosaminide beta-1,3-galactosyltransferase activity
Source: RefSeq, a predicted model, not a curated record